ACAUCUAUCGAUACUGGAUUCCGCACACUAGCCAGCAGUUUGUAGUUCGUGUCGGGAUUGUUUUUUAGUUUAAUAUUUCUCAAUUCUUACACCGUUAAUUGCCCAAUUGGUCAACACUUCCAAAUUGCAAUAAAUUCAGUAGAGCCAUAUUUCACGGUUUUCACCGCCGUCGCGUUUCCUUGCCCCUUGAAAGCUAAUUGAAUUACCCACGCACACAAUCGCAGCCAUCGCAUCGACGUCAUAAGCUAUUUCCGUCGAUAAUAGGCUCCAAAGAUCCAGAACAUGGACCCCAAACAACAGGCCCAGGAGGAGGUGGUGGCCCCCGUGGCCCCGCUGCUGGAGGAUCAGCUGGAGCUGGACAUGAAGCACUGCUUCGAGAACCUGAUUGUGAUCGACGUGGGUGCGAAUCUGACCAACAAGAAGUAUAGCCGUGAUCUGGAUUCCGUGGUGCAGAGAGCCAGAGACGCAGGUGUUCAGAAACUAAUGGUUCACGGCACUUCGGUCAAAUCGAGCAAGGAAGCGCUGCGCCUCUCGCGCAUCUAUCCCGACAUAAUCUACUCAACUGCUGGCAUUCAUCCGCACGACUCCAAGUCCAUCGUGGAGGAGCCGGCCACAUGGUUCGACCUGGAGCACAUCGCCCAGGCACAGGAGUGCGUGGCGAUCGGGCCCUGCGGCCUGGACUACCAGCGGGACUUCUCCGAGCCGGACGCCCAGAAGCAGAUCUUCGCCAAGCAGCUGCACCUGGCCGUCCGGCUGAACAAACCUCUGUUGAUCCACGAGCGGUCGGCUCAGCACGAUUUACUCGAAAUACUCGACAAAUUCGAGAAUCUGCCGCCUGUGAUCGUCAGAGGUUUCAUGGGCACCGCCGAGGAGGCUCUAAAGUACCUAGAGCGCAGGUUCUACAUCAGCCUGACGGGCUACCUGUGCAAGGACAAAUCGGACACUGGCGUUCGCCGACUGCUGGAGGAUGGCACGCUGCCGCUGGACAGACUGCUGGUGGAGACGGAUGCUCCGUUCAUGUACCCGAAUACAAGGGCUUCCAAGCUGCCGCAACACGUGAAAACAGGCAUCACCGAACGCUCUUUGUUGUACUUACACAGAUAUUGUACCUUCCAACGCAACGAGCCCUGCAGUCUGCCGGCCAUUGUGGAGAUGAUAGCCGCCUUCAUGAAGAAAACCCCCGAUGAGGUGGCCCUGGCCACCGCCUUUAAUGCCCUGAAACUGUUUGGCCUGUCCUAGAAAACUAACACGAAGCAACAUGGAACUGAACGAGAAA
Drosophila takahashii is the source of this 1276-nucleotide messenger RNA. Its product is annotated as 3'-5' ssDNA/RNA exonuclease TatD. The record is from RefSeq and is a predicted model, not a curated record. Lineage: Eukaryota; Metazoa; Arthropoda; Insecta; Diptera; Drosophilidae. Gene Ontology annotation, cellular component: cytosol. Gene Ontology annotation, molecular function: single-stranded DNA 3'-5' DNA exonuclease activity.